AUGCCGCCUCAAUACCUCCCAGGACUCACAAAAAGGGCAUGCGCCUAUCAUCUUACUGACAAGGAAGGUAAAUUGUACGACUCAGACGGUAAUGUCUGUGAAGCUUUGAGCGCGGAUGACAGGCUAUUCCUAGCGAUUGCUAUGUCUUUGUGCGGUCUUGUCUUGAUGAUCUUGGGCGGAAUCUACUUGCGCCGUCUGUACAAGGCUCGAGCAAGGGACAGAGCUUCUCAACUUGCAGUGGAACCGAGAACCUCAAGUAUGGGUACUCCUUUGAUGCGACAUGCUGGAUCUUUCGCAUCAAUAUCGAGACAAACAUCACGAAUUCCCGUGUCGCCCAUGUCUUCUUCUUCAUCUUCAUUUCACCAGAACGAAUCAAUGUACUCUGGUCCCCCUUCGCCCGGGUCGCCUUACUCUCCCAACCCAGAAAAUUUUCACUUUCCUAUCCUUUCAGCGGAUGGUCACCUUCUGCCCCCACCUCCUGCUUCUUCUCGACAAUCAUUCAUUGAGCCCACUCCAAGCGAGAGACCUCUACCGCUAGCUCCAGCCGUUCCUGCCGUUCCCUUGUAUGCUCCCGUACCCAAAAGUUCCCAACAAUGGAGUUACAGGUCACCUUCAGAAGACUCUCACGGUCAUCCGACGGGUCUUUAUUCCGGCGUUGAAAUACGAGGCGAUGGCUCGAUAGAGAUUAUGCGCGACGACUAUAGCAUUGACAGUGCGAAUAUCAGAUCUUCACCAACAAUCUCUCGAGUGGAUCAAUCUUUCAAUGGCUACGCUCCGCAUAGAGCAACUUAUCAUCGAACGCUCUCUGCGGAAGGAGAUGAUAUUUCAAUGUACGACUACGUGUCUGACGAAAGUCAUCGAAAAUACUAG
Molecule: messenger RNA, 870 nt
Organism: Kwoniella shivajii
Lineage: Eukaryota; Fungi; Basidiomycota; Tremellomycetes; Tremellales; Cryptococcaceae
Exons: 3
Coding region: 1-870 (289 amino acids)
Source: RefSeq, a predicted model, not a curated record